Molecule: messenger RNA, 394 nt
Organism: Pseudonaja textilis
Lineage: Eukaryota; Metazoa; Chordata; Lepidosauria; Squamata; Elapidae
Gene: RPL39
Product: ribosomal protein L39
Biological process (GO): translation
Cellular component (GO): cytosolic large ribosomal subunit; ribosome
Molecular function (GO): structural constituent of ribosome
Source: RefSeq, a predicted model, not a curated record
CCUUAGCCCUUUUCCCUCUUCUGCUGCCGUGGUGACCGCGUUGGACGAUGUCGUCCCACAAGACUUUCAAGAUCAAGCGAUUCCUCGCUAAGAAGCAGAAGCAGAACCGACCCAUUCCUCAGUGGAUUCGCAUGAAAACUGGCAAUAAGAUCAGAUACAAUUCCAAAAGGCGUCACUGGAGGAGGACCAAGCUGGGCCUGUAAAUGGAAGCAGCUGCAACCCUCACCGUGUCUGUCUGACAACCAGCUUUUGUGCCCCAGGAUGGCUUGCCUUCUUAACAAAGCCCUAUUUUCAAGACUGAAUCUCCAUAUUAUUUCUCCUGUCCUCCUCUGUCCUUUAAAGUUUUUAUUUCCACAAAGAGGUUCCCAAAGGAAUUAAAACCAAAUAAUCUGGA